AUGUCAUUUAACUCACCAUUCUGGAAUUUUUUCGACUCAAUCAAUGAUGAAGUUGAUCAAUUCAAUAGAUUAUUAGCAUCAAAUGGAUUUAAUGAUCGUGUUAAAGUUUCACCAUCAACAAAAGCUGUUAAACAAUCAGGAGAAUCUAAUGAUCAAUCACAAGUUUCACAAAACCAACGUGAAUCAGAUGCUAAUAGAUCAUUAAUUUUCCCAAGUUUAUUCAAUUCACCAAGUUUUUUCUCUCAAGGUUUUGAUAUUGUUCCACCAGUUGAUAUUUUAGAUAAUGAGUCAAAUUAUGAAUUACAUGUUUCAAUUCCAGGUGCUUCCAAAGACAAGAUUAACUUAGAUUUUAAUCCAGAAAAUAAUCAAAUUACAAUUACUGGUGAAAUUCCUGGUCAUUCAGAUGAUUCAAAUUUAAAAAUUAAAGAACGUAAAUUAGGUAAAUUUGAACGUCAUAUAAAAUUACCACAAUCACCAAAAUUAGAUGAAGAAAACAUUAAAGCUAAUUAUUCAAAUGGUGUUUUAGUUUUAAAGAUUCCAAAAUUAUCAAAUGAAAAGGGUAAUUCACGUCGUAUUGAAAUUAGUUCAAGUGAAUCAUGGAAUGAUGAAACUGAAACUACAAAUGUUACAAAAGAAAUUGAAAAUAAGGAAUGA
Messenger RNA from Hansenula ciferrii, 654 nucleotides. RefSeq names its product chaperone protein HSP26 (gene HSP26). Lineage: Eukaryota; Fungi; Ascomycota; Saccharomycetes; Phaffomycetales; Wickerhamomycetaceae. The transcript has a single exon. Gene Ontology annotation, biological process: protein folding; response to heat; response to salt stress. The coding region runs from base 1 to 654 and encodes 217 amino acids. The record is from RefSeq and is a predicted model, not a curated record.